AUGGUGACUGUGGAACUGGAAACCACCCCUACUGCUCAUCCCCCACCUACAGAAGAAGAGAAAACAGAAUCUAAUCAGGAGGUUGCUAACCCAGAACACUAUAUUAAACAUCCUUUACAGAACAGAUGGGCACCCUGGAUUUUUAAAAAUGGUAAAAGCAAAACUUGGCAAGCAAACCUUCGGCUGAUCUCUAAGUUUGAUACUGUUGAAGACUUCUGGGCUCUGUACAACCAUAUCCAGUUGUCUAGCAGUUUAAUGCCUGGCUGCCACUACUCACUUUUUAAGGAUGGUAUUGAGCCUAUGUGGGAAGAUGAGAAAAACGAACGAGGAGGACGAUGUGUAAUUACAUUGAACAAACAGCAGAGACCAAGGGACCUCGAUCGCUUUCGGCUGGCGACACUGCUGUGCCUUACUGGAGAAUGUUUUGAUGACUACAGUGAUGAUGUAUGUGGAGCUGUUGUUAAUGUUAGAGCUAAAGGUGAAAAAAUAGCAAUGUGGACCACUGAAUGUGAAAACAGAGAAGCUGUUACACGUAUAGGGAGGGUAUACAAGGAAAGGUUAGGACUUCCUCCAAAGAUAGUGACUGGUUAUCAGUCCCAUGCAGACACAGCUACUAAGAGCGGCUCCACCACUAAAAAUAGGUUUGUUGUUUAAGAAGACACCU
Messenger RNA from Balaenoptera ricei (Rice's whale), 664 nucleotides. RefSeq names its product eukaryotic translation initiation factor 4E-like. Bases 1 to 654 code for a protein of 217 amino acids. The transcript has 2 exons. Lineage: Eukaryota; Metazoa; Chordata; Mammalia; Artiodactyla; Balaenopteridae. Gene Ontology annotation, biological process: translational initiation. Gene Ontology annotation, cellular component: eukaryotic translation initiation factor 4F complex. The record is from RefSeq and is a predicted model, not a curated record. Gene Ontology annotation, molecular function: RNA 7-methylguanosine cap binding; translation initiation factor activity.